Lutzomyia longipalpis is the source of this 1892-nucleotide messenger RNA. RefSeq names its product multiple inositol polyphosphate phosphatase 1-like. The record is from RefSeq and is a predicted model, not a curated record. Lineage: Eukaryota; Metazoa; Arthropoda; Insecta; Diptera; Psychodidae. The coding region runs from base 281 to 1726 and encodes 481 amino acids. The transcript has 5 exons. Gene Ontology annotation, molecular function: acid phosphatase activity; inositol phosphate phosphatase activity.
CUUAUUGAGUUAUCAGAAUUGCAUAUUUAGUAGGUAUGCUAGUUGAUGAAGAAACUCUGAAGAAGAAGGAUGUUUGAGAAGAAUUCUCUUCACGUGUGAGUUUUUUUCUUGCCGCGGAAAAUAAAUUGUGUGAAAAUAUAUUUUCUGUUGCGGAACAAAUUGUUCGUGAUAAACCAUACAUAAUUUUAAUGUUCUCACCUAUUUUGCCGUUAUAAUUGGAUCAAUUAAAGGCAUUUAACACAUUUCACGUAAAAAAAAACCAAAAGGGGCUACGCAGAAAAUGAAUUUUGUGACUCUCUGUGGGGUUUUCAUCCUCAUGCUGAGCAUUGAGGGCUCCCUGGGAUUUGUUACACAAUGCUGUGAGGAGUAUUGCUAUGGAACGGACAGCGAUAGGGAACAGGCAAGGCACUAUGCUACAAAAUCAGCUUAUCAAAUUAUCAAAAGUGGAGAUUCCAGUCGCUAUUAUAGCAUUCCCAACUGCGAACCCACGAAAUUCUGGAUGCUAAGUCGACACGGGACGCGACUACCAAGUGCUAAAGACAUGCAAAAACUGCGUGGAUUAAUCGAUCUCAGGGACCAAAUCAUUGAUAAUUACGAGAAGAGACGCUCAAAGCCUGACACGGGAGCACUGUGUGAUGCCGAUUAUCAUGGAAUAAAGAACUGGCGCUGGGACAGCAACCUCACAGGGAAUUUUGAUAAUUUCCUCACAUCUCAGGGAUGGGAAGAUCUCGUCCUCCUUGCAAAGCACUACCAGCGAAUCCUGCCCAAUGUCCUUCCGAAUAUUUACACAUCAGACAAAUAUUUGUUCCGGCACACGGGGAUUCAGCGAACAGAGGAGAGCUUCCGUGCCUUUGUUGAGGGAUUAUUCGGCGUGAAUGCUUACCAGCACGUGACUCUACCACCGGACAACAACAACACCCUCCUGCGUCCGUAUGACUACUGCCCAGCAUGGGAGACUCAGAGUGAUGUGAUCGAUGAACCGAGUUCGGAGAUGAGCAAAUUCAUUGCAUCGGAAAUCUACCAGGAUAUGCUGAAUCAGGUCUCACAGAGGCUUGGCUUCAAAUUCCAACUGACUGACGAUCAGGUUGAGCAAAUUUGGGACAUGUGUCGCUACGAGCAGGCUUGGUAUCUGCAGAAACUCAGCCCAUGGUGUGCUGCCUUCACAAAGACCCACGUGGAGAUUCUGGAGUACAAGGAAGACCUCAAAUACUACUUCAAGAAUGGCUAUGGAUCCCCAUUGAAUUCCAAGGUUGCUUGCGCUCUCGUUGCGGACAUGAUGAAGAAUCUGGAGAGUGAUGCACAACCCCAGGCGGUUGCCUACUUUGCCCAUGAUUCUGCCAUUCAGCUCCUAAUGACGGCUCUGGGGGCAAAUAAGGAUCGCGAUUCCCUGCGAGCUGAUAACUUCCUGCAGAAUAAUCGUCGUACAUGGAGGACGAGUGAUAUUGCUCCAUUUGGCGCCAAUCUCGUAGCCAUCAAGUACAAUUGCCCAGAGUCGAAUGAGCCGAAGAAGGUGAUGUUCUUCCUCAAUGAGAAGCCCGUGUCGCUGGAUUGGUGCCGUGUGGGUUUGUGCGAUUGGAAGGAUGUCAGGCAAAUGUACAACUUCUACACCACAACAGAUUGCUCCCGAACAUUCUGCGGUGGAAGCACCGGAAAUGCCAUUAAAGUGUCCCUACUGGCCCUCAUUGUCCUCCCCGUGAUUACAGGCAUUCUCAGAAUCCUCAAUUAACCGUAGAGAGAGCAUUUCCACAACAUACCAUUUUCCUUCUAAAGCUAUUCGUGUGCGUGAUUUUUCCGCGUGUGUUUCCACCAAAUCUCAAGAAUUUCCCAGUAUAUAGGCGAUUAAUUUGUAAGAAGAAAAGAUAAAUAAAAUUGAGGAGAUUUUUUAGUCUUAA